This is a messenger RNA of Dioszegia hungarica, 2571 nucleotides long. RefSeq lists its product as uncharacterized. Lineage: Eukaryota; Fungi; Basidiomycota; Tremellomycetes; Tremellales; Bulleribasidiaceae. The transcript has 10 exons. The record is from RefSeq and is a predicted model, not a curated record. Gene Ontology annotation, molecular function: protein binding. Bases 1 to 2571 code for a protein of 856 amino acids.
AUGGCGCCUUCAAAAUAUAACACGAAUCAGACGAUCUCGCUCAAGUCGGAGCAUGGCGUAGUCAUCAAAGUUCAGGCGUUCCAUCUCAUGUCCGCGAGUGAGACAUUCCGAGACAUGUUCAGUAGCGUCGCCACCUAUUCUUCUACUCCCAUCGACAUACCAACCCCACUCCCUCAUCCUCCACUUCUUCGUCCACCUGCUCGAGCACAAGUCUGGCAAAUCCACCUCUCGUUAUGGGGACCUGCCUGUCGGACAUCCGCUGUACCACCCUUCUGUGGCUUAGAAGAGCGAGCGCUAGCGCACUUUGAGCCGUUCUGGGUGGAAGACCCUUGGUCAAUCCUGGUCUAUGCCGGAGAAACGGGGGAUGUCUCGUUGGCGAGGAGGGCCAUCGAGCUAUUCGGCGAUCUAGGCGGCUUGCGAGGUCCUGACUUUUGGACAGUCAAUCCCAACACUAUGGAUCCAAAACAGGCGGAGCGGUUGCCAUUGGGCUGGUUCAUGGGGUAUUGUCGGGCGUGGAAUGAACAGACGAAAGGCUAUUCCGCCGAAGCACGCCGCCGGCGACGACUCUCUGGGAAAGAAGAAGAAGCGCAGGAUCUAACUAAAGGAGCUGGUGCGGGCGGAGCUGGAGUCCGGAGGCAUCAAACGGCAGUGUGGACUAAGCCUGCCGCGCUCACUGAUCUAGACAACAUGGCAGCACUAUCGCCCAAAGUCAUUGAGGAUGAACUCGUGGAGCUCAGGUCGGAGGAUGACGUGAUCUUCAAGGUCGAAGACUUCUACCUCAAAGCCAGUUGCGGGACCUUCCGCAACAUGCUCUCCGUCUUUCCCAUCACCACUGGUGGCGGAGUCUUGCAGUCCCACUCCGGUCCCCCGAUCGACGUACCGGCCCACUCUGUCGUCCUCGCUGCAUUCAUCGAACUGCUCAAACACAACGAGCUGUCCGACCCUGCGACUAUCACUCUUCGCUUCCCAGUCACGCACGAGCUUCACGGCCCAGACAACAGCAUCAAAUGCCUGGUGGCGAUCAUCGAGCUCAUGCGCUGGGCCGAGUGCGCAAGCCCCAUGGCCAAGCGCGCUCUCAAGCACUUCAAACCCCUCUUCCACAUGGAUCCGUGGACGGUAUAUGCGCUGGCGGCCGUCCUUGACGAUAUCAAGAUGGCCAAAAAGGCGAUCGAGGACGUAGGGAGGAAGGACAGCGAAUAUCAGCGGGGGAUAUGUCCGGCACACAUGGCGCUCGAUAUUGCCCCAUCAGUCGAGCUAGCAUGGCUGGUCGGGUACUGGCAGGCCUAUGACCGGGCUUCUCGGGCGGAACCGGAGCUUCAAGCUGCCCACCUGCCGAGUUGGUCUGGCCGUGGCCGUGGCCGCGGGGGUUCUUUGGCGCACGCCGUUCAGCCCUAUGUGAUUCGCCCUGUAGCCACGACUGAACUGGAGACAGGGUUCUGGUCAAAAGUGGCCCAGCAGUUCAUGGGACUGGCAAGCGCCGCUCUUGGCGGGCUUACCUGUGCAGCCCAGGCUGGGAUCCGAAACGCUCGGAUGUUUCAGAUUUUUGCCACCGCUCAGACCACCCACCUUCACCUCCCCACUUCAACCCAGAAUCCCGCCAUCAUCCAUCAUCCUUCUUGCCGCGCGCCUCUUCCAGAUCCCCUGCUCUACUUCUACCUCUCAGUGAAAUACCGGACCAUGUCCCUGCCCCAAAUUCCCAACAUCCCUCAAAUCCCCCCCUCAACUCGAGGCCGAGUUUGCAAGAACGGCGGUUCUCACGGACCCCAACACCGGUUUCGCACACAGCGAAUCAGAAUCGACUUUGGCGCACUCCAGUACCCCUACUCCGACGAUGAUGCGGAGCUGCAGCUCAGGUCCGAGGAUGGGGCGAUAUUCAAGGUCCAGGCCUUCUAUCUGAAGGCAGCAAGCGGAGUCUUCCGGAGCAUGCUUACUUCCUCCGCUGCGCGUACCAACGACACGACUGGCCCCAAUGCUACUCAACAGCCGCCUAUCGAGAUCUCCGCCCCUUCGCUCAUCGUCCGGCUCUUCAUCGAUCUCAUGUACCACACCGACCUCCUCGCGACCGCUUCGGAUCCACUUGACCCCUCCCCUGGCCCCUCGCUUCCGACUCUCGCAUCGACGCCUCCCUCUGCUUCCAGCCCUGCUGAAACCCAGUCCGGCCCCACCCCGCACUUCACCGAUCUCUUUCGAUCCGCCAACAACGCUUACCGCGGGCGCUCCAAUGCCAUCGCUGCCCUGUCCGCCCUUCUCCAGCUUCUCGACCAGUUCGAGUGCGGACCGGGUAUGCGCGAGCGGGCGCUUAACCACUUCGAGCCCACCUUUGGCUCGGACCCAUGGCGCGUGCUGUGCAUUGCAGCCAGGUACGAGGAUCUGGCACUGGCGAAGAAGGCGAUCGGGAAGUUCGGGGGUCUGAGCGAGGAGAGGAGGAGCAAGGUGGAUCCGGACAGGCUGGACCCGAGAGAGGCGGAGACGCUCCCAGUGGCUUGGUUGUUGGGGUACUUUAGGGCCCAUAAAGCCGCUACCGCGGCCGUGAGUGCGAAGUCCGGUGCAAUCAAUGCGCAAAAGUCGUAA